UCCAGCGAUGCGGGAUACCAUCUAGGGCAACCUCGUUGCGAGUGCAACAAGAGGGGAGUAUGGAGCUCUAGUACUUCUCACGUUCCAUACUACCGAAUUGCGAUAACAUCACGGGUUUGUUUCGCCAUGUCUUCUACCACCAGCAAGCGUCGCUCGAUCAUUCCCCCCGUCUCCAGCUCAGGGCCCCAAGCUCCUCUCAAUGCGUCUUCCUCCUCCAAGAUCUCCGACAAUAGCAUAUUGACCGGCAGCCACUCGAUCACAGUUCAGUCCGAAACGAUCAUCCAUCCGCGAGCCAAGCUAGAGUCAAUGAGCGGGAGCAUCUACGUCGGAAGAAGGUGCAUCAUCCACGAGCGUACACAUAUCGGCCUCAGCGACGGCGACGAGGGCAGCGGAGGGGUAACAUUGGGGGACUACGUCACCGUUGAGGUCGGCACGGUGAUCGAGGCCGGCGGUACAGAUAUUGGCGACGGCACUGUGGUCGGCGUCCGAUCUCGAAUCGGCAGUGGUGCCGUCAUUGGCAAAAACUGCACCAUCACACCACAGACGGUGAUCAGGGCCGGCGAGAAGAUCCCAGACUUCACAGUGGUGUUUUCAAACGGGCGCCGCCGAACAGACAAGCGGGAUGUCGUCGAUCUGAAGCACAGGGCGCAGGCAAAGCAGGUCGAUGUAUUGCGGAAACUGAUUCCGACGAACCCUCUGCGACGUCAAGCGGCAGCUGAGUAGCAACCGCAACUGCCGUCGGAAACGAGAACAGAAGUUUGAUCUUACUUGCCCU
Verticillium alfalfae VaMs.102 is the source of this 775-nucleotide messenger RNA. RefSeq lists its product as hypothetical. Gene Ontology annotation, cellular component: dynactin complex. Gene Ontology annotation, biological process: mitotic spindle organization. Bases 127 to 723 code for a protein of 198 amino acids. The transcript has 2 exons. The record is from RefSeq and is a predicted model, not a curated record. Lineage: Eukaryota; Fungi; Ascomycota; Sordariomycetes; Glomerellales; Plectosphaerellaceae. Gene Ontology annotation, molecular function: dynein complex binding.